Cornus florida is the source of this 2703-nucleotide messenger RNA. Its product is annotated as ferric reduction oxidase 7, chloroplastic-like. The transcript is spliced from 9 exons. Gene Ontology annotation, molecular function: oxidoreductase activity. Gene Ontology annotation, cellular component: plasma membrane. Lineage: Eukaryota; Viridiplantae; Streptophyta; Magnoliopsida; Cornales; Cornaceae. Bases 221 to 2437 code for a protein of 738 amino acids. The record is from RefSeq and is a predicted model, not a curated record.
ACAUCAGUUGAGUAAAAUCUAUUUCGGACUAUGGUAAUAAGAUAUUUGCGGUUCAUAUUUUAUGUGGUUCCUGGUUGAAUGUUGAUGGGUUUGGUUUUUUCCGAGACUUUUUGUGUAUAAAUGAUCUUCUCUGGGAUUGUUUUGGGGAUUGAAGUAAGCAAAGAAAAUCAGAAAUAACCUGUUUAUUGCUUACAAUCUGUUUGCUUUAUUGUUUCUUCCAAUGGAAGAACACACAGCUCAUGAACCUCUUCUUGUAAGCAAAGGUGACAGAUUUGGUCAUGUCAAUAAAACAAGCUUUCUGGUUUCAUCUGUGAAAUGGAUUCUCAAAGCCGCAAUGUGGGUGAUUUUCAUUGCCUGGGCUGCUUUUAUUUUCUUGUUGCCCUCGGAAUUUGUGAACCAAUUGUAUGAGAAGUGGAUUUUGGCUACCUAUCACUCUGUGUUUGGUGUCACAGGAAGUAUAUUUCUGGUGUGCAGUGCCCCAAUUCUUCUCAUUGCAUUUCUUUCUAUAGCACAUCUGAUUCUCUCCCAGGUAGAAGAACCCCCAGAAAAAAAGACUCCGCGUUUCCAGUUCUGGACGUUCCCUGUUAUUGUGGAUGGACCAUUUGGGGUUGUUUCUGCUGCCGAGUUGAUCGGAAUACUGCUCUUUUCUUUGUAUAUUGUCUGGGCUGUUGCUGCUUACACUGUGCAAAACCUCAACAGUUUGUCCCAGUAUCAGUUGACUCUUUUUGAGGAAAGUAUUUGGAUGCUGAAACGCACUGGACUUCGCUUUGGUUCAGUUGGGCUAUUUUGUUUGGCAUUUUUGUUUCUCCCAGUUGCAAGGGGAUCGAUUCUUCUCCGCCUUAUACAUAUCCCUUUUGAGCACGCAGCCAGAUAUCAUGUAUGGUUGGGACAUCUGACAAUGCUGAUCUUUACUCUUCAUGGACUUUUCUAUGUAAUAGCAUGGGCAAUGGAGGGCGAUCUGCUAGCUAGUAUAUUGGAGUGGGACAAUGUUGGUAUUGCCAAUCUUGCUGGAGUUAUCAGUCUUGCUGCUGGUCUAUUAAUGUGGGUGACAUCGCUUCCUCCAGUGAGGAGGAUAAAUUUUGAAUUGUUCUUUUACACACAUCAACUAUACGUAGUCUUCGUCGUCUUCUUGGCAUUGCACGUUGGUGAUUUCAUUUUUAGUAUAGCUGCUGGUGGAAUAUUCCUCUUUAUGCUGGAUCGCUUUCUCCGAUUUUGUCAAUCACGAAGGACCGUCAACAUAAUUUCAGCCACUUGCCAUCCAUGUGGAACAUUGGAACUGGUCCUUUCAAAACCUGGAAAUCUGCAGUAUAAUGCCCUCAGUUUCAUUUUUCUUCAAGUUCGAGAACUAUCUUGGCUGCAGUGGCAUCCUUUCAGUGUUUCAUCUAGUCCUUUGGAUGGCAAAUAUCAUAUGGCGGUUCUCAUAAAGGUUCUCGGGGAAUGGACAGAGAAGCUAAAAGGAAUGAUCUUGAAUGUCUCCGAAGACGAACCUCAAAUAGAGCAAACCUUUCAGCCUCAUCCUAAGAUAACAGUUUCUGUAGAAGGGCCUUAUGGGCAUGAAUAUCCGUACCACUUGAUGUAUGAGAACCUUAUUUUAGUUGCAGGUGGCAUUGGAAUAUCACCAUUCCUGGCUAUCUUGAGUGAUAUUCUCCACCUUCUUAGGGAUAGGAAACCUUGUUUGCCGAGAAAUAUUUUAAUAGUCUGGGCUGUGAAAAGAUCAAAUGAGCUUCCUCUUCUUAAUACAGUUGACAUAGAAUCAAUAUGUCCUUUUUUCUCUGAUACACUGAAUCUUGAUAUCCAAACUUAUGUCACUCGAGAAUCAGAACCUCCACUGGAAGAGGGUAAAGUUUACAAGUCUGUGAACUCUUCUGCCUUCCCCGUCUCCAACAGCCGUAGCAUGUCUGUUUUGGUUGGUACUGGAAAUAUCAUAUGGUCUGGAAUUUAUGUUAUGGUGUCUACUAUUGGCCUGGUUAUCUGUGUGUGGUUGUUGGAUAUUUAUUACAUAAACCCUUUUGGUAUAUCUUACUGGUGGUACAAAGGGCUUCUGUUUAUUGCAUGCAUGACUGCAAGUGUGGUUAUAUUUGGGGGUUUUGUGAUUGGCUUAUGGCAUAUUUACGAAAGGAAAACUUCAGAAAAGGAGGUAUGGGCAGAUGACAGCCAGAACGCUGACAUUGUGCCGUAUAAUGAACCAAGGGCACACAAGGAGUCAUCCCAGGAAAAUUUUUCUAGUUCAAGCACCAUUCAGUACGGUCGCAGACCAGAUUUCGGAGAAAUAUUUGGAUCCAUAUCGGAGCGUUGGGGCCACGUUGAUGUUGGUGUCAUUGUGUGUGGUCCCUACACCCUUCAGACAAGUGUUGCUAAAGAGUGCAGGUCACAGAAUUUAGGAAGAAAAAGCAAUCACCCAAUCUUCCAUUUCAAUAGCCAUAGUUUUGAUCUGUAGCUACUUCCAUGUAUCUUUUGUAUAUCAUAUUCCUUAGCUGAAAUAGGCAGAAUCAUCCUAUUGUGAACUGGACAUCAGCUUUAUUCUAUGGAGCACAAAAACAUGUAUAUAUACAAGUAUAUAUGUAGAGACUGAGAGGGAGCUAAUAUAGGGGAUCUGUGAUCCCUAGUCAAAGUGAAGCCUCAUGCUUCAUGUUCCAUCAUUACUGUAUAUAACUAAGCAUUUUUAUAUGUUAUCAAUAUAAUUGCAGUUUCUAUUUUAAAUUA